Messenger RNA from Aspergillus clavatus NRRL 1, 810 nucleotides. Its product is annotated as A4/G1 family peptidase. Gene Ontology annotation, molecular function: glutamic-type endopeptidase activity. The transcript has a single exon. Gene Ontology annotation, biological process: proteolysis. The record is from RefSeq and is a predicted model, not a curated record. Lineage: Eukaryota; Fungi; Ascomycota; Eurotiomycetes; Eurotiales; Aspergillaceae. Bases 1 to 810 code for a protein of 269 amino acids.
AUGAAGUUCUCCGCCGUUGUCGCCUCCAGCUUGCUCGCCGGCGCUGCCAUCGCUGCUCCCCUUACCGAGCAGCGUCAAGCUCGUCACGCCCGCCGUACAGCCCGCGCCACCAACAGAUCCAGCCAUCCCCCUUACAAGGUCGGCAGCUCUGAGCUGCUCGAGCUCAGCAACUCCACCCACGUCGAGUACAGCUCGAACUGGGCCGGCGCCGUGCUCAUCGGCAAUGGCUACACCUCCGUGGUCGGCGAGUUUACCGUCCCGGAGCCGUCCGCCCCCGACGGCGCCGACUCCGGCACGCAGUACUGCGCGUCCGCCUGGGUCGGCAUUGACGGCGACACCUGCUCGUCCGCCAUCCUGCAGACGGGCGUCGACUUCUGCAUCCAGGAUGGCUCGGUCUCCUUCGACGCCUGGUACGAGUGGUACCCGGACUACGCGUACGACUUCAGCGGCAUCGACAUCUCCGUCGGCGACACGAUCAAGCUCACCAUCGACGCGACCAGCAAGACGGCGGGAAGUGCGAUCAUCCAGAACCUGUCGACUGGCAAGACGGUCAAGCAUACUUUCACCGGUGGUGUGGAUGGUGAUCUGUGCGAGACCAACGCGGAGUGGAUUGUCGAGGACUUUGAGUCGAAUGGCUCGCUGGUGCCCUUUGUGAACUUUGGCACCGUGACUUUUACCGGUGCGAAGGCUACAACUGGUGGCUCGAGCGUUGGUCCCUCCGGUGCUACCUUGAUGGAUAUCAAGCAGGGCAGCAGUGUCUUGACCUCCUCUUCUGUCUCGGGUAACUCUGUUAGCGUCAGCUAUGUCUAA